Messenger RNA from Hypoxylon trugodes, 1806 nucleotides. Its product is annotated as ATP synthase beta chain mitochondrial precursor. Gene Ontology annotation, biological process: proton motive force-driven mitochondrial ATP synthesis; proton transmembrane transport. The record is from RefSeq and is a predicted model, not a curated record. Gene Ontology annotation, molecular function: ATP binding; proton-transporting ATP synthase activity, rotational mechanism; ATP hydrolysis activity. Bases 88 to 1641 code for a protein of 517 amino acids. The transcript is spliced from 7 exons. Lineage: Eukaryota; Fungi; Ascomycota; Sordariomycetes; Xylariales; Hypoxylaceae.
GAACCUGCUUCAAAUUAUUUCCUUCUCUCCAGACUCAUCACCUCCUCCACUCCAUCCAUCCUUAAUCGCUCUCGGUCAUCUUUCAAGAUGUUCAAGAGCGGCCUCUCCUCCUUCGCGAGAGCUACCAGGCCUGCUUUUGCCGCCCCGAGGCGCGCGGUAAGGCCAGCUCAAUCUGCUUUCAGAUUUCCUCUUACCAGCCGAUUCGCAAGCACAUCAAGUGCCGGUGAUGGCAAGAUUUACCAGGUCAUCGGUGCCGUCGUCGACGUCAAGUUUGAUGGCACCAAGCUACCCCCCAUUCUAAACGCCUUGGAGACAAACAACCAAGGCAACAAGCUAGUCCUUGAGGUCUCACAACAUCUAGGUGAAAAUGUCGUCCGUUGCAUUGCUAUGGACGGUACCGAGGGUCUUACCCGAGGCGCCAAGGCCACUGACACUGGCGCUCCCAUCACAAUUCCUGUCGGCCCUGCCACUCUUGGUCGUAUCAUAAACGUCACUGGUGACCCGAUCGACGAACGUGGACCCAUCAAGACCGACAAGUUCCUACCCAUUCACGCCGACCCCCCCGAGUUCAUUGAACAAUCCACUGCUGCCGAGAUUUUGGUUACCGGUAUCAAGGUCGUCGACCUGCUGGCUCCCUACGCUCGUGGUGGAAAGAUUGGUCUAUUCGGUGGUGCUGGUGUUGGAAAGACUGUGUUCAUUCAGGAACUUAUCAACAACAUCGCCAAGGCUCACGGUGGUUACUCUGUCUUCACUGGUGUCGGCGAGCGAACCCGUGAGGGUAACGAUUUGUACCACGAAAUGCAGGAGACUUCCGUCAUUCAACUCGAUGGCGAGUCCAAGGUCGCCCUUGUGUUCGGUCAGAUGAACGAGCCCCCCGGUGCCCGUGCCCGUGUCGCUCUUACUGGUUUGACCAUUGCCGAGUACUUCCGUGACCAGGAAGGACAGGAUGUGCUUCUCUUCAUUGACAACAUUUUCCGAUUCACCCAAGCCGGUUCUGAAGUGUCUGCUCUGCUAGGUCGUAUCCCCUCUGCUGUCGGUUACCAACCCACUCUCGCCAUUGAUAUGGGUGGUAUGCAAGAACGAAUUACCACCACUACCAAGGGUUCCAUUACUUCCGUCCAGGCCGUCUACGUCCCUGCUGACGAUUUGACUGAUCCUGCUCCUGCCACCACCUUCGCCCACUUGGACGCCACCACUGUGUUGUCCCGUGGUAUCUCUGAGUUGGGUAUCUACCCCGCCGUCGACCCUCUCGACUCCAAGUCCCGUAUGCUCGACCCCCGUGUCGUUGGUCAGGACCACUACGACACCGCCACCCGUGUCCAGCAAAUUCUCCAGGAGUACAAGUCUCUCCAAGAUAUCAUUGCCAUUUUGGGUAUGGACGAAUUGUCGGAAGCUGACAAGCUUACCGUCGAGCGUGCCCGUAAGAUCCAGCGUUUCUUGAGCCAGCCUUUCACUGUCGCUCAGGUUUUCACUGGUAUCGAGGGUAGACUAGUCGACCUUAAGGACACCAUUUCCUCUUUCAAGGCUAUCCUAGCUGGUGAGGGUGAUGACCUACCUGAAGGUGCCUUCUACAUGGUUGGUAACUUUGCGUCCGCAAGGGAGAAGGGAGAGAAGAUCUUGGCGGAGCUAGAGAAGUCGUAAGGAUCUAAUAUGGACUGCUGUUAAAUAGACGCUACUAAAAAAAGAAAGGUAGUGACCUGUGUAUAUCUAGAAAAGGGGAGCAAUGCGGUCUGAUGAAUUCCCUAGCUCAAUCGAGUUCCUUUUGUGAGCUAUAUACCUUACAAAUAUCCACCCUAAUUUCUGAUA